GCAGCGGGUUGAUGCUAUGCUGGUUGCGCCCCGAGAGGAGGAGAAGCAUGCCAAGCUUGUGAAGGUGGCGCAGGGCAAGCAGCUCACGCUGCUGAGGCCGAAGAACGCCUUCAAGUAUCCUGACUCUGAGGACGCCGUCUUCCCACAGCACGAGGUGAUGAAGCCCGUAGACUUCCGCGCGCAGAACCUGCCCAUGGCGGGCACAGUCUUCCGAGGCAACCGGCGGAAGUACUCCGACCAGGAGAAAGAGAUGUUGAACAAGAUCAUCAAGGAGCAGCAUCCAAAGAUGGAGGUGCUUGCAGGUGGUGGUGCAGUCCUGGCAAAGUCAGGCAAGAAGGUUUCUCUGGCAGAGGCGGAGCUGUUGGCCACCAAAGUGAACCGGCCGGAGGCCGUGCAGGCUGCCGAGACGGCUGAACCAGA
Messenger RNA from Symbiodinium pilosum, 420 nucleotides. The record is from the annotation of a GenBank genome assembly. Lineage: Eukaryota; Dinophyceae; Suessiales; Symbiodiniaceae.